This is a messenger RNA of Ahaetulla prasina, 4720 nucleotides long. It is a transcript of the gene C9H2orf42, whose product is annotated as chromosome 9 C2orf42 homolog. NCBI's taxonomy places the organism in Eukaryota, Metazoa, Chordata, Lepidosauria, Squamata, Colubridae. Bases 1877 to 3571 code for a protein of 564 amino acids. Gene Ontology annotation, cellular component: nucleus. The transcript has 10 exons. The record is from RefSeq and is a predicted model, not a curated record.
GUCGGGUACCGCGGGGCCGUCGAAGCGACUUCCGGGUGUUUCUGGACUCCACCUCCCAGAAUUCUCAGCAGGGGCGAUCCUGACUAGGGCGUUCUGGGAGUUGAAGUCCACUCAUUUUAUAAUAGCCAGUUUGAGACCCACCGGACACGAAGCGCGGCUCCUGGGAAGCGUCCCGGCUUGUUCAGGCCCUUCUCGCUCAGCACGAAGGAGGCCGGGAGAGGCUUCCCGGAGGUGUUGGCGAAGCGGCCUUCCCCUCGCCUGGCCCGGAGUUCCAGGCCGGGAAACUCCAUCUCCCAGAAUUCUCUUCGGCGGCCGCACUGGCGGUGGGAUUGUGGGGAAUGAAGUCCGCCCGGCUGGGCCUGGGGCCGAGGUGACCUAGGGAUCUCCUGCCCCCGAGUCCCUCCCGUUCGGGCGCAGGGAAAGGAUUCCUCCCCCGAGCAGAAUUUCAUCCAGCCUAAAAACCGCAGGGCCGGCAGGGACCCCGGAGGUCCUCUAGUCCAACCCUUUGCCCCAGGCAGGAGCCCAGAGGGCGAUGCAGUCGAAGGGCCGCCCGAAAACUCUCGGCCUGAUGGAAGCGCCAGAAGAGGAAGGGAAGCGGCCGCUCACGCCUCCCUCCCGCCCCCGAUGGGGCUGCCUGGGCCGGGGAAGGGAAGCGGCUGCUCUACCUCCUCAGAAAUAAGACUCUGCUUGAGCAGGGGGCUGGACUAGAGGACCUCCAAGGUCCCUUCCAGCUCCUUCCUUCCAUAGUCUAAACGCCUCCCUGCGGAACCUCCUUGGGAAAGGAAAGCCUCGAUUCCUCAGACUUUGGCUGCAAUAAACCGCUUUUCCCUUUGGGCCUCAUGCAGCUGAUGCUCUUGGGAACCCCGGUCCCAAUUCGACCUUCCCGGAGGCUUUCCUGCAUUUGGGACCCUCUAAAGCCAAAGCGAGGAGAGCUCAGCGCUUGGUGCCUGUGGCCAGUUCGUGCCCUCCAUUCUCCACAGGCUUAGUACACCCCCAGGCAGGUCCUUUUAGUUGUCCACGGCGAUCGAAGCCUCAUCACUACUUUAUGUGCAUCUUGCAUGUAGGUUGCAUGUACAAAGGCUCACACUGACAUGGCCUUCAUUGUGACUCUGACACACACACACGCACGCACGCACGCGCACACACACAGUGACCACCUCUGGCACCUUUUCAACCCCAAACUUUCUGCUGAUUUGGCUGCUCCACAAGGCUUCAGUGGGCAACAAGGAAUCUUUUCACUCAAGGAGUCAAGACCCUCAUUUUGCCCUUAAAAACGCCCUGCAGAGGCUGAAGGGGUUUAUCCUGCUCUCUCCAACUGCUUGAUGCCAUUACUGCGCCCACAAUUUCACACACACACACACGAGAUAGCCCUAAUCUUGCACCCAAACUAGUUUUGAUCCUCCCUUGACAAAAGCAUCUGCUCAGCUUUUGGCCCUGAAUCCUCUUCAGAGCUCCUCUCCUGUGGCAGGGAGGGGAUCCUGCUGGUUUGAGAACCAGGGAGAGUGGAGGGACCCCUCCCCACCCGGGACCUGCCUGAGGCUUCAUUGUGACACCACCAGAACCCUGAGGAGGAUUCAUGGCAUUCCGCCCUUUCCUGUCCCCUGCAGGGCUGGGACCGGCUGCCCACAGGCUCUCUGCUCAGUGCUGAACCACACGGUCUCCUGGCAAUGGAGGUGAUCAGAUUUGCCCAACCGGGACUUUUUUUUUUUAAUGACCUCCCUAGUUUUGUUCUUCUUCCGCUGACAAGAUGGAUGGAAGCAGGCUGAGCUGAGUCUGCUUGGGCAAGUUUUGUACACCAGCUCUCCCCUGUGUGGUUAGCUCUGCUCUUGGUGCCAGAAAACCCCGUCUCGGCAGCAAGUGGGGGGUUCCCUGAAGGAUGGAAUCCGGGUCCCUGAGGAGUAAAGUCCCGGCGUUCUUAUCAGACCUGGGCAAGGCAACCUUGAGAGGCAUCAGGAAAUGCCCCCGAUGCGGCACCUACAAUGGCACUCGUGGGCUGAGCUGCAAAAACAAGACCUGUGGCACCGUCUUCCGCUACGGCUCACGCAAGCCAGCCGGCGUUGAUGCCGUCAAGAUCAUCACCGGCUCAGACCUCCAGGUCUACUCCGUGCGGCAGAGGGACAAGGGCCCUGAGUAUCGGUGCUUCGUGGAGCUGGGCGUCUCGGAGACCACCGUCCAGACUGUGGAUGGCACCAUCCUCACCCAGCUCAGCUCUGGGCGCUGCUACCUCCCAGCGUGUCUGAAGGCAGCCACCCAAGGGGUGGUGGAAAACCAGUGCCAGCACCUGAAGCUUGCCGUGGGCUGCCAGGCAGAGGCCACCCCCUUGACCCUGAAAAGCUCCGUCUUGAACGCUAUGCAGGCCUCGGCCCAGACCAAGCAGGCCCUCUGGGAGCUGGCCACCCAGCCCACGGGGCCCCUGGUCCAAAGGGUCACCAAGAACGUGCUGGUGGUCAAGGGCAAGGCUGGCCCUAAGCACAGCCUGGGCUAUCUCCACAUCACCUUUGCUCCCAGGUCUGCCCACAAGCACCCGGCGGGGCCCCGCUUUUUCUGCCCCUGCCAGUCCUCGAGGGCCAGCAAGGCCGGCCCUGCCACCGAGGAGGGCAGCCAGAAGUGCAUCCAUUUCUUCGCCUGCCUCUGUGCCUUUGCCAGCGACGAGGCUUUAGCCCAGGAGUUUGUGGAUUUCCUCAGCGAUGAGUCUGGUGGCUUGAAAUCCCCGGCAAGCGCUCUGCCUUCUUGCCAGCCGGACUCCCCUCUGCCCUCGGGGGACCCUGCGGCCUCCAAAGCGAAGCGCAAGAAGAAGGACGAAGGGCUGGGCUUGCAAGCCACCAGCCCCCUCUUGUCUCAAGAUCUGGCAAACAAGUCCUUGCAGAAAAACGGGCUGAAGAAGGCGGCCGUUGCAUCCCUGAAAAGGCAGACUGGCCUUCAGGUGCUGGAGGAGUCGCAGGUGGCCUUGUCCUUCCUGGAGUGGCUGGCCAGCGUCACGGAGAGGCUCCACCAAGCCAUGCACUACCAGUUUGACGGCAAGCCGGAGCCCCUCGUCUUCCACAUCCCGCAGGCCUUUUUCGAGGCUCUCCAGCAGCGGAUCGGCCUCGGCAGCGUCAAGAUGCGACUUCCCAACUCGACGACAGCUUUUGUCCGCAAAGAUGCCUUACCGCUGGGUACCUUCUCUAAGUAUACGUGGCACAUCACCAACAUCUUGCAGGUCAAGCAGAUCUUUGACACCGUUGAGAUGCCUCUAGAAAUAACGCGCAGCUUCAUCCAGAACCGGGAUGGGACCUAUGAGCCUUUCAAGUGCCCCAAAGUGGAGGUGGAGAGCAUUGCCGAGACCUACGGACGCCUGGAGAAGCAGCCUGUCCUUCGCCCCCUGGAACUGAAAACGUUCUUGAAAGUUGGCAACACUUCCCCGGAUCAAAAGGAACCGACGCCUUUUAUCAUUGAGUGGAUCCCAGAUAUCCUCCCUCAGUCCAAAAUUGGCGAACUGAGGAUCAAAUUUGAGUACGGCCACUACAGGAACGGUCAUCCGGCCGACUACCAGGAGCCGCAUCCUUCCCUGGAGAUCAUCACCUUCCCUUGAGCUCCUCGCCUGCCUCUUUGCAUGCGCAGCUGCACCGGCCAGCCUCUCCUGCUCCCUACCAGCCACUGACCGGAAGAGCUGCCGUUUCGUGUGACCUUGCCACCCAACUUCUGUUCUCAAGGAGCUCCUUGCUCGGGCCUUUCUUGCAAACAGCCACCUCCCAGCCUUGCCAGAUACUGGAAUUGGCCCUCCCCGAAUGCCCAGGCCGGCUGGCGGCUCCAAGAAACCCAGACCGCCUCCGCUGUCUUCUGCACUUCCUUCCUCCCGGAGGUGGCUGUCAUCCCAGCAGCUCAAAGGGCUGGGUGGGUUGGAUGCUACAGUCUCUUUACUGGCAUAUUUUACAGUAUAUUUUUAAAAUAAAUUAAAUUAAGGCCAUGGCAAUGUUGCGAGAUUAGUCCUGCAUAUAAAAGAAAGUGAAUCCAUUCCCUUGGCAACCGGUGAUGCCACGAGUAUGUUUACCUUCUCCAAAGACCGGUAGGGCUCUACCCCACGCUACUUUGAAGGCAACCACCCUCAGCCCUUCAAACAACAUCCCCUAUGUAACAAAGAGCGUCCAUUGGAUAGGAGCAUGCUCACAAGGCAAGGUCCAGGGUCCCAAGUCCAGUCCACCUGGCUAAGAGACUCCCUGAGGCAAACUAGCCCACAAGACCAAGGCACAAGUCAAAGCCGGGCAAGUAUAAGCCAAAACAAGCAAUUGUUCCUGGCAAAGACCAACUCCCCACAGCUUCUCCUUAAGUCAGUCCACUCCAGGUGGUCCUUGUGAGCAGGAGGGGGCGACCUUCUGCCCAGUAGCCUUGCAGCCCUUCUCUGGGCUUGUCUAUGCUCCGCUCUCCCUCUCCGUGCCCUUGGAUGGACUGGGGGAGGUACCCGUUCCUCAUCAGAGGGGCUCUGCUGCCUGUCAGCAGCCGAUUCUCUCCUGGGUCUGUGAGGGCAGGCAGCUCUCCGUCUGGUCGACCACCUCCACCAAUGCCUGAGGGGCCUGGGACAGCAUCGUCCUCAGCCCAUGGCCUCUCCAAACACACCAAGGGAGAUGUGCCAUGCCCAUCAGACAGCCCUGGUUCCAAUUCCUCCUCCUCCUCUUCCUCCUCUGAACCGGCUCCGAUGGGGCCAUGACAGGCAAGAAGGGCUGCAGGAGGUUGGAGAUGCCCA